This is a messenger RNA of Oreochromis aureus, 1051 nucleotides long. RefSeq names its product transmembrane protein 70 (gene tmem70). Gene Ontology annotation, biological process: mitochondrial proton-transporting ATP synthase complex assembly. Gene Ontology annotation, cellular component: mitochondrial membrane. The coding region runs from base 296 to 883 and encodes 195 amino acids. NCBI's taxonomy places the organism in Eukaryota, Metazoa, Chordata, Actinopteri, Cichliformes, Cichlidae. The transcript is spliced from 3 exons. The record is from RefSeq and is a predicted model, not a curated record.
AAUAUAUCAAGCAAGAUAUAUUAUGUGUAUUUUCAUGUGUGUGUGUAUAUGCAUUCUCUCCAUGAGCUUCAUGAGGUCGUCACCUGAAAUAGUUUCCAACAGUCUUGAAGGAGUUCCCAGAGAUGCUGAGCACUUGUUGGUCCUUUUCCCUUCACUCUGCGCUCCAUCUCAUCCCAAACCAUCUCCACUGGGACUGGGUCAGGUGACUGUGGAGGCCAGGCCAUCAGCACUCCAUCACUCUCCUUGUUAGUCAGAUAGGCCUUAAACAGCCUGGAGGUGUGUUUGGGGUCCACAGAUGAACCCUGACAGGCACACCUGUGAGGUGAAACCAUUUCAGAUGCAGUCCCACAGUCCGUCCACCCGUUUCAUCUCCAUGGCGCCGCCCUCCGAGCACGGAAACCUCAUUUAUACUGGCAGCCUGGGUUUAGCUGUUCGGGGGGUGAAGAUGUUCUCGUACAGCACUAGUGCAGCCAGCCUCUUCCUCAUGCCACAAAUACUCCUGAAAACUGGACUCGGAGUCCAGAGUUUUGCCUUGCAGGCAGCUUUCUGUGGAGUCAUUGGCUUUUUUACCUUCCUUACUCCCAUCCUUCUUCACAUCAUCACCAAGGGUUACAUAAUCCGCCUGUACCACAACCCAGACAAAGAUGUCUACACAGCAGUCACCUACAGCGUGUUCCUCACCGAGAAAAAGAGCGUGUUCCACCAGAGCCAGGUGAGGAUCCCAGCUGUCAGUAAGAUGUUCACUACUUUCUACGCCGGGCAGGUGGGGUUCCUGGUAAACCCGGACAUUUUCCCCGUCCCGCACGACUACAAUCAUCUGAUGGGCUACGAUAAACCGUUCAGUUUCAGAGCAGAUGACAUGGACCAGCCUGACAAGAGCUGAGACUUAAGGAGGCAGAAUGUUGUUGAUCAAGUAAACCUGAGUGCACAGCUCAGACUCUGUGUCUACCAGAGAGAAACAUCCACGGACAAAAUGCUCCCACGUGUUGUCUUCAGUAUAAUAAUGGGAAUUAAGUGUUAAUAAAAUAAAAUUCUAACUUUAUUAUCCUGA